UUAUUAAGACUAAUUAUGUCUAACGUUUUUUCAUUUCUUUGCUUUUUUUCUUUUUUAGUAAGUUCCGGUGUGCCUCAUACCAUCUACAAAGGUAAUCAAAAAAAAUACACAAAAGAAUGUAUACUUAUAUACGAUAAAGAAACGGGUGAUAUCACUCUAGAGAAAUUAAAUCAUAACAUACAGGUUAAGAAGACGCGCAGUGAAAUGACAAACAAAGCAAAUGUUGUGCCAAUACUGAGUGGAGGAGGGGGAGGUGGCGGAGGAGCACCAAUAGGAGCCGGAACAGGAGCAGGAGCGGGAUCAGGAUCUGCAGGAAAAUUAGAAAAUAGUACCAUGAGAAUAACGUCCAAAACGAAAGUCUCUACAGGCAGCCGUAGAAAUACGAUAAUUGAAUUAAAGGCUCGUAAUUCUCCCCUGCAAGGUUCGCCCUCGACUGGCACUUCUAGUAAAAGUCCCCAGGCAGCCCCGGUUUGGAAUGCGAAUAAUGGCCAAUCUACUUUACCUAGUAUCCCCAUGAUUGUGGAUGACGAUGAAGCUGCGUUCGGUAUUAGUGGCGGUAGUGGUAGUACCAAUAAUCAUCAUUUAACCAAUGUAUCUUCCACUUCGUCAUCAACAUCAAGUCAUAACAAUUCUUUAAAUGAUUAUGAUUUUCAACAACAGCAACAGCAGCAAACAACACUAUCUAAUAAGCAAUCAAAGCAAUCCCACCACAAUAGUGGUAAUAUUCAUCAAAAGCGGCACAAUAAUCAUCAAAAGCAACACAACAAUCAUCAUCAGCAACAGCAACAACAACAACAGCAGCAGCAGCAGCAGCAAUCUUUGCAAGCGCAACAGCAACAGGUGCUACAAUGGCAACAGCAACUCCAAGAGCAGCAAAGACGACAGCAGCAUCAGCAGCAGCAGCAGCAGCAACAACAGCAACAGCAAUAUAAUCUUUUUAAUAACAGCAAUGGUGGCGGCCAAAAUAUUGCUAAUACUUCUUCUGCUUUCUACAGUAGUAGCAAUACUCAUAUGGCUAAAUGUAAUAAUGAUAGCAAUAGCGCUAACAAUCAUCAAAAUCAGGAACUUGCCGCAUCAUCCACAUUAGAUAGUGAAGCAGCUGCUUUGGAAAUGAACAUAGCUAAUGCGCUUAGUUCGUCGAGCUCUACUUCAGAUAGUGACUCCAGCGGCAGUGAUAGUGGUUCCGAUUCGGAUGAUAGCACUGAAGAUGAUCGAUCUAUGAAGCCGGCGCAAAAUUCCUCGCAGCAAUUGCCUAGUUUAAGUUUGGGAACCAUAACCUCAUCUCCUCCCCUACAUAUGGAAUACUCGAACCAUACACAAAACAGUCAUCACCAGCAUCAAUAUAAUCAAACAAAACAACAACAAGAUCAGCAACUGAACCCUUCAACAGUAAAUUACGCGUCCAAUGGUGCAUUUCCCAAUGAUUUGCUACAAAAUGAUUUACAAUUAUCAUCAAAUUCGUCCGAUGAUGAUUCUGAUUAGUUAAAAACGGAAGUCUCGUUGCACUAUACAAAAAAAACUAACCAUAUAAUAUAUUUUUGUAAAAUAGUAAUAAAACAUCAACAACAACAACAAC
This is a messenger RNA of Glossina fuscipes, 1576 nucleotides long. RefSeq names its product ell-associated factor Eaf (gene Eaf). Lineage: Eukaryota; Metazoa; Arthropoda; Insecta; Diptera; Glossinidae. Gene Ontology annotation, biological process: positive regulation of DNA-templated transcription; regulation of transcription elongation by RNA polymerase II. The record is from RefSeq and is a predicted model, not a curated record. The transcript is spliced from 5 exons. Gene Ontology annotation, molecular function: transcription elongation factor activity. Bases 16 to 1482 code for a protein of 488 amino acids. Gene Ontology annotation, cellular component: super elongation complex.